This is a messenger RNA of Saccostrea echinata, 692 nucleotides long. RefSeq lists its product as uncharacterized. Bases 3 to 692 code for a protein of 229 amino acids. Gene Ontology annotation, cellular component: nucleus. The record is from RefSeq and is a predicted model, not a curated record. The transcript is spliced from 9 exons. NCBI's taxonomy places the organism in Eukaryota, Metazoa, Mollusca, Bivalvia, Ostreida, Ostreidae.
CCAUGGAGGAGAGAAAAGCGAACUGGUCAGAGGCCAGUAUCAAUCUUUUGGUUGAUCUGGUGGCUGAUGCAGAGCGAUGGGCCAUAAUUCGUGGAAAAUUUGGCCCAUCGCUCACCAUCCAGACCAAGCAGAGAGCUUGGUUUGAAAUAACAGAAAGAGUCAAUUCUUGCUUUUCCUGCGUCCGCAGUGUGAAAGACGUUAAGAAAAAGUGGCAAGAUAUACAGAGUCACACAAAGAAGAAGGCGGCCAACAGGAAAUCUGAAAUGAAGAAAACUGGUGGGGGGUCACCUCCUCCAGAACUUAAGCCUUGGGAGGAAAAAAUUGUUGCUGUGCUCUCUAAUGAUAUCAUAUCUGGAGUGGAGGGGGGAUAUGAAUCCCUGAGUGUGAUUUCACCCAUGGAUGAUUGCAUCCAAGAAUGUUCUAAAAAAAGAAAAUAUGAUGAGCCUCUCGAGGGAUGUGAUGCACCUUCAAUUGACAUAAACAAGCCACUACAAAGUGUAGGUGAAGAUGUAUCGGAAAUUAUGUCCACAUGUACAAAUGGGGAUAGGCCAAUCAACAAGAAAAAGAAGAAAGACGUAGAAAAUUUCACAGUGUCUGCUGUGAAGGAUAGACUUUUGGAAAUUGAAGAAGAAAAACUAAAAAUAAUGAAGGAACAUCUUGCCAUUGAAAAGAAAAAAGAUGAGCAUCCUUGA